UGCACGUUUCAAUAUCGUAUUUAUUACGUUUAUAUCGUUGUAUUCUUCAUUGUGUGUUCAUACUUUUAUUCAAAUAAACAUCGGUGAAUCCGUAACGUUAUAUUUCAAUUCAUUAUUUUCUCUACGACUCAAUACUCAAAUAAAAUAUUUCGUUACACUGGCAUCUUGGUUUUCUAUGCCAAAAAUGUAUGAAAUUUCUCAAAUUUCUUAAUUUCGACAUUAUAAAGUUCACAAAGCCCUUACUAUUUAGUACCAAUAAAUCCCAUUUUUGACGAGCUUUCAUUUGGUAUAAAAUUCAUUAUAUGCUCUUCCCUGAAAUAAUAUUAUUUCCUAUGGGGUAUCAUGCCGGCUGCUAACGCCCAUAUAUAUGAAAUAUUAUUAUUUAUUUUGAUGUUAGGUUGAUAAAUAUCGUGUAAGAAAAAAAUAUCCAUAUCCACCUACAAUAUGGGAUGGAGAAGAAAAAAGUCAUUGUUUUAAAGAAGGAACACGUUCAUUAUUACGAGAAUAUUAUUUAGAAGAUCCGUAUCCAAAUCCAUUAAAAAAACGUCAACUUGCACAAUCAACUGGAUUAUCAGCAAUACAAGUUGCUAAUUGGUUUAAAAAUCGGCGACAACGUGAUCGAGCUGCACAAACUAAAAAUCGACAAUUAUGUCAUUUAUCUAUUCAUUCUCAUUCAUCAUCAUCAUCAUCAACUCAAUCAUCAUCAACAACAUAA
This is a messenger RNA of Rotaria sp. Silwood2, 715 nucleotides long. NCBI's taxonomy places the organism in Eukaryota, Metazoa, Rotifera, Eurotatoria, Philodinida, Philodinidae. The record is from the annotation of a GenBank genome assembly.